This is a messenger RNA of Leptosia nina, 1749 nucleotides long. The record is from the annotation of a GenBank genome assembly. Lineage: Eukaryota; Metazoa; Arthropoda; Insecta; Lepidoptera; Pieridae.
AUGUUUGCUAAGCCAUAUAAGCUAAAAUCUACAAAUACAUUAAAGAAUUCUGAGAAAAAACACUUAUUACAGCGGAUAGAAGGUGGUUUUCCUUCGAUUAGUGAGCAGAAAAUUAAGGAACUAGUGCCUAUAAAGUCAACAUGCAAUUGCAUGAAAUUAGUCUUACAUUCAGGCGAUACAGUGGGUGUCUAUGUAGUAGAUGGGGUCCCCAUGAUUAUAGAUAGUGGAGAAACAUUAAUUCCUACAGUUUGUGCGAUGUGGAAAGUUCCCGACCUACUACCAACUAUUAUAAUACAUUCUCCUGUUUUAAGCAAGAUUCAAAGUGGUGUGCCCUUAUAUGCUCCUGGAGUAGUAAUUGAUCCCUCCAACUUUCCAAGAUUUAAUAGGGGAUCCUUAUUAGCAGUAAGCACAAGUGACAAUGCUUCAGCAGCCAUUAUUGGCCGAGCAACUAUGUCUUCUGGAAAUUUACUUGUUGCAAGCAUGGGCACAUGCUUAGAAGUGCUACAUGUGUUUGGUGAUUUAUUAUGUAAAGAAGUAAAGUUCAAUAAAAUUGAGAGACCAAAAUUACAACAUACAAAUGUUAAUUUAGUUGAUGAUAUUGCAAAUGAUGUUCAAAAGCUUCAUAUUCAACAAGAGAAAGACGAAUGGCCAAGUUUAGUGCCUGAAUCCAAUACUGUGCCAAAUAUUCCAUGUAUUAUUCCUGACAAUGAAAUAUGUUUAGAGAAGAACAAACAAAUAGUAGAAGCGACUCAGCAAUUAGAUGAAACUGUAACAACAGAAUGUUCUGACACAGAAGAUGAAAAGAUACCAAUUGACAUGGAUGGCUUAUUAAGAUGGUGCCUUCUCUCAUUCCUAAAGAUUCAUGGGAAUCACUUGGAAAUGCCAUUAAAGACAAAUCUCUUAUAUAAAAACUACUUAAUGCCACUUUGUCCACCAAACAGAACACUAGAGGUGAAGAAGUCAUCAUUUAAGAAAAUGGGAAAGUUUUUGGAAGCAAUGCAAAGGGAAGGAUUAAUAGAAGUCAAAGAGAUAGAAAAGGGUGUGGACGCACUAGUGAGCGUACAACUAGCCCAUCCUGCGGUUCGCGGUCACAAAGUAACAAGUGAAGUUCAAGACCGCACAAAAAAACAAGAAGACGCGAAUGAAACAGACUAUGUUCCACCAGUAGUUCGGGAAUUGUACUGCAUUACGGCUAAUGUUCUUGAUUUGUUUGUACCUCUUAAAAAAGGGACAGCCCUAUCAGCGAACGACAUCCGCAAGACGGCUCGUGAAUACGUCAAAAGCAAACAACUGGACGCAGGCCGUGGAUCAGUCAAACUUGAUGCGACUUUAGCUAAAGCUACUGGAAAAAAUGAACAGGACUUAAUUAAAUGGGAUGAGUUAAUGAAUGGACUGCUAUCCCGCAUGACAGCGAGUACCGAACUUCAAUUUGCUGAUGGAACUUCUCGGCUGGUGAAGACGCGCCUUGAGCCCAUACUAAUGCAAGUUUUCACUAGAAGUGGUAAUAAAAAGGUGACGCUUGUGUCGAACCUAGAAGCUUUCGGCUUCGUCCUGCCUCCGCUUGCGCAAGAGUGCCAACGAGCAGUCGCUGCGUCUUGCGGGGUUACACGGUCGGCUGGUGCUAGUCAUGACCAGCUAAUGUUACAGGGAGAUCAGACCCAUUUUAUUGCAAAACUGCUGAUAGAGAAAUAUGGACUCCCAAAGAAGUACCUAGACGGGGCAGACAAAGCCCUUAAUAAGAAAAAAUAA